AUGCCGUCUAUGCUAUCUCGUUCCAAGACGUCCACCGAUACGUAUUCUGCGCCCCAGCCGCCCUCGCGCCGGCCCUCGGAGCAGAGCAUACAAUCAAAUGGAGCAGGAGAAGAACAAAUCCCUGGCUUGCCGCCGCGGAGACCACCCCCGAGGUCAUCUCAGACAGAUCUACGUGACGCUCGGACGGCCGGAUUUGGCAACUUGAACAAGAUGCCGGCGAUCCCUGGGAGGCCAAAUAGUACACCAGCUGUUGGAGCGCCUCCGCCAAUCCCAACUGGGACUCGUCCGGAUCUCUCCAAGCUUCUAGCCACAAAGCCGCGGUUUGACGGCUCGGCAAUACCAGCUAGCCUCCCUGCUGGGUCAUCCUACACAGACUGCCUGGUAUGCCGGGACUUCUCAGCUCCAGACCAACACGCAGCACAGUAUCCUCGUCAUUCGCUUCCAACCCAGGAUUUAGGAUGGCUGGCAAAUGAGCUGACUGCUCCAUUCCCCUCAUUGACUGACAAGGCCCGGGCUAUAUUUACCUGGCUGCAUCAUAACAUCCGUUACGAUGUUGACGCCUUCUUCAACAAUCGCGUCAAACCCUCGACCCCUGCCAGCACUCUCGCCUCUGGCUUGGCAGUCUGCGAAGGCUUCGCCGGCCUAUUUGCGGCACUUGCCACGAAAGCCGGUCUAGAAUCCAUCGUAGUAUCGGGACACGGCAAGGGCUUCGGCCACGAAGAACUUGCGCCAAGUUCCCCUAUCCCCCCUUUCAGCUCUACCCACGCCUGGAACGCAGUCAAAAUCGACGGCGGACGCUGGAAGUUGAUUGACCCUUGCUGGGGCGGAGGCCACAUCCAAGGCGCCGGAAAACCCUACAUGCAAGUUUUCGAUCCACUGCACUUCACCAUGUCGAACGACGUCUUCGGCUUGAAACACUUCCCAUCAAACAAAGAGCACUUCUUCCGCGACGACGGUCGCCCUCAGAUUAGCUGGGAAGAAUACAUGCGCACGAACCCGGAUAGCCCUUCUGGCGGUUCACCGAUCAGAAUGUACUGCGGUGUCGGAAAGAACGACAUUAGCAAGAGCACUCUCUAUCCCACCGACGGCCGAAUCUCGGUUUACAACACACCGAGCCCUGUUCGCUUUCAAUUCGGUCUUCUAUGCGAACACUGGACACUCGCACGCCACAGUCGUCACAAGCCAGGUCUUUUCAUACUUUGUAUCCACGGCGUGGACGGCCGCAAAGAUGAGCGUCUACUCUUUAACCAUGUUCCUGGCUCUGGACCCGGUGGUGGCGGCGAGUUUUGGUAUGUGGAUGUUCCUGAUGCGCGCCAGCUGGGCGCACCGGGCCAGAAGGUGCUGUUGGCUGUUAUCACUAAAUUUGGAGAUCGAGAGGAGGAGGAAUGUCGCGGACUUACGGCGGAGGAGUAUAGGGCGCAGUUGGGAGGUGUUGUUAUGGCGUGGGCUUAUGUCGCUGAGUGGGAGUUAGUCGCAUAG
This is a messenger RNA of Penicillium maclennaniae, 1479 nucleotides long. RefSeq names its product transglutaminase domain-containing protein. The coding region runs from base 1 to 1479 and encodes 492 amino acids. NCBI's taxonomy places the organism in Eukaryota, Fungi, Ascomycota, Eurotiomycetes, Eurotiales, Aspergillaceae. The record is from RefSeq and is a predicted model, not a curated record. The transcript has a single exon.